AUGAAUGCAAGUAGGUUGGUUUCAAAGAUCAAAUAUAUCUUUGGCAACCAAUAUGUUAUCCCUGCUACUCUGACACUAGCAUGUGUAGCAUUUAGAUUCGUUGAUUCAAGUGAAAUGUUGAGUAUUGUGAAUGAUGAGGAGAUGGAAGAAGAAGAAGAAAAUAAUAAUAUAAUUCAAGACCUAUUUGAAAACUAUCCUUUCAAUAUAGGCUAUGUCAUUUCUCGAAUCGAAUAUCUUGUGUAUGUGACAAACAAUAGUUACACUGUGUGUCGACGACUAGCCACUCCAGAGUCUAUACGUUUACUCGUUCAAAUUGCAUACCGACAGAAUCGAGCACGUGUAGAAUGUCUAGAGAUGGCAACCAACCAUCAAAGAGAUUUCCACUUUAUCACCCUCUUCUCUUCACUUGUAGAAUCUCCCAUUAUAGUACUCGUAUCAAACCUUAUCCGUCAUUUUUCACGAGUUCAAGAUAUACCAUUCUAUGAACUAAUUAGAUAUGCUAAUUGGUGUGGAUUCCCUAUUAAGAUUAUGGUUGGUAAUAUGUUGGCCAAAUAUUUAAUUGAACACAAUAAUACCUAUCAAGUUGCCUAUACCUAUACAACUCACAAAGUACUUGGUCUAUUUAAAGAGUUACUUGAACACGAGGUGGCCAACGAGUUUGCUGAUAUUAGACGUGCAUCUUUACUAGUGGUACACCAUCUACCUACAUUAAAAGAUACAGAGGAGGAUAUGAUACCAGUUCUACGUGGACAAACAGCUCCAUCAUUCAUGUCUAAUCUCUAUUACAAACUAAAUACCGGCACCGAUAUUAUACCGGAUAUUUGGUUCUCGAGUUUGCCUGUCUUUUUCGGUACAACCAUGGCAUGGAAAAAGAGUGGAGGUUCAAUCAAAUAUACUGCAUGUGUAGGGUUGGCAAUUGCAACAUUUGAAUAUACUAGAUGGAAGUCAACAGAUUUAACAGAGACACUUUUAAAAAAAUAUACAAACCGAUCAAGUCAAUUCUUUGAUUUGACGAUUGGUGGAUUCACCCUAUUCCAUAACUUUUGGAUCUUUAAACAAUGCCCAUUAGCAAUUAUAGGAUACUAUGGUGGAAGAUAUAUAUUAAACAUUGGUCUCCAAUUAAAGAAACGUAUUCGUUACCGAUACUAUCUCCAAAGUAAUCUUUACAAAACCCAUUGUCAAUCUAAAUUCAUUCCUCCUACUUCACUCGAAUAUCUUUCAAAUUUAUUAUUACAACAAUAUCAACCUCAACCACUUCCCUCCCCAUCUAAUUUAAUUCAACCAUAA
Messenger RNA from Cavenderia fasciculata, 1287 nucleotides. RefSeq lists its product as uncharacterized. The record is from RefSeq and is a predicted model, not a curated record. The transcript is spliced from 3 exons. The coding region runs from base 1 to 1287 and encodes 428 amino acids. Lineage: Eukaryota; Evosea; Eumycetozoa; Acytosteliales; Cavenderiaceae.